GAGAAUUCUUCUUAUUUGUUUGACUUUUUAAAAUACAGCAAAAGUACACAUUCCAACUUGCACCUUCUUCUUCUUCCUCUUCAAAUAUCUGCUAGCCUCAAACCGUUACGGCAAAAGCCUAGCGACUAGCGAGUUGCGACCCACGAUUCGUAUCGCUGAUCUCUCCCAUUCUGUCUUGUUCUCUCUCUGUUCUCAACGAGGUAACUAGAGCAACAAUUCUCCCCUAUUACCUUAAUCACUCGUCCUUCUUCUCCGCCUUCAUUUCACCCACCUGUGCCUCACAAAUUCCACUGAAAUUGGAAAUUGGUGGUUUGGCUGAAUUGGAUUGAUUAGGGGAAAUAAAGCUAUUUGUAUAAAGAAAUGCAUCAGAGUAGACUGUAGGAGGUGUAGAGGGAAUCAUAUCCAAAUCAAAUCAAGCUUUGAUUAGCAGAAUUCUGAAUUAUUUUCUAGAAUAUCAUGGAAGACAUAAGUAAGGUUGGCCGAAUUGGGGAAAGAGGCCUCAAACUUCAUGAGUUAAAUGGGAUAGUAGACCAGACUACUAGUCCAAUAAGAAAAGAAAUAGUUAACAGGUCAUCUUUUGCAAUGAAGUCUCAUGAAAAUGAUGAAAUUGACUUGGAAGAUGGAAAGUUGGAAAAGGACAGAGACAAAACAGCACGUAGUAAUAGAGUCAUUAAAAUACAAAAUCAAGCCUUAUUAUCUGGCCUUGCAUAUUGCAUUUCCUCCUGCAGUAUGAUACUGGUGAACAAGCUGGUGCUUUCCACCUACGAUUUUAAUGCCGGGAUAUCUUUGAUGCUGUACCAGAAUCUUAUAUCAGUGAUUAUUGUAUCAGUAUUGAGUUUUCUGGGCAUAAUAUCAACUGAACCACUAACCUGGCAAUUGAUUAAGGUCUGGUUGCCUGUGAAUGUUAUAUUUGUUGGAAUGCUGGUUACAAGCAUGUUUAGUUUGAAAUACAUUAAUGUUGCUAUGGUCACAGUCCUGAAGAAUGUUACUAAUGUGAUAACUGCCCUUGGUGAAAUGUAUCUAUUCAGUAAGCACCACGACAGCAGAGUAUGGGCGGCUCUGUUCUUAAUGAUCAUUUCAGCAAUUUCUGGAGGGAUUACUGAUCUGUCUUUUCAUGCUGUUGGCUAUGCAUGGCAGAUAAUCAACUGUUUUUUAACUGCAUCUUAUUCUCUGACCCUACGGAGGGUCAUGGAUACAGCAAAGCAAGUCACCAGAUCUGGAAACUUGAACGAGUUUUCAAUGGUUUUGCUAAAUAAUACCCUAUCAUUACCUUUGGGAAUUAUUCUUAUUUAUGUUUUCAAUGAGGUGGAAUAUCUCUCCAAAACGCCACUAUUGAGGUUACCUCUCUUUUGGCUGGUGAUGACAUUAAGUGGAUUUUUGGGUCUGGCAAUUAGCUUUACCUCUUUGUGGUUUCUUCAUCAAACAGGGGCUACCACGUACAGCCUUGUGGGAUCACUGAAUAAGAUUCCCCUGUCAAUUGCUGGAAUCCUUCUAUUCAAAGUACCUACUAGUUUGGAAAACUCUGCAAGCAUCUUUUUUGGUUUACUGGCGGGAGUAUUUUUUGCGAGAGCCAAAAUGCGGGAGAGAUCUUAGUCCAGUUACCCUGACAUCUAUUAACUGCUGUAUCCUUGAUAAAAUGUGUCCACUUGGUUGAACUGGCUGACCAUUGUAUACUUCAUAGCAAUGGCGAAUCAGUUAAGAAGUUUUCAUUGACAAGGUAAAAAAACAUGGAGAUUUUUCCAUCCGUUUGGCCGUAUGCUGUUAAAUGUUGAAAAUUCCAUGGUGGAAGGGAGAACAGGAUUAUGCCACAAUGUAAUUGGUCACCCAGUUUGAAUGUAAUGAAAGAUGCUGCCACUUCAAUUUUAGUCAGUAUUUUCUUUGGGCAGCUCAUCUUUUUUCCUAUUGUAUUAGGUGUUCUAGUCUUUGAGGAUUCUCCUUUUAGUGGUAUUUUCUGAGCAACUUGAAUUUUAUAGAUAGUUUUCUGAGCA
Hevea brasiliensis (rubber tree) is the source of this 1988-nucleotide messenger RNA. Its product is annotated as GDP-mannose transporter GONST1. Bases 457 to 1593 code for a protein of 378 amino acids. Gene Ontology annotation, molecular function: antiporter activity; GDP-mannose transmembrane transporter activity. NCBI's taxonomy places the organism in Eukaryota, Viridiplantae, Streptophyta, Magnoliopsida, Malpighiales, Euphorbiaceae. Gene Ontology annotation, cellular component: Golgi apparatus. The record is from RefSeq and is a predicted model, not a curated record. The transcript is spliced from 11 exons.